Molecule: messenger RNA, 1916 nt
Organism: Camelus dromedarius (Arabian camel)
Lineage: Eukaryota; Metazoa; Chordata; Mammalia; Artiodactyla; Camelidae
Gene: GLIPR2
Product: GLI pathogenesis related 2
Exons: 5
Coding region: 124-588 (154 amino acids)
Cellular component (GO): extracellular region
Source: RefSeq, a predicted model, not a curated record
CCGCGCCGGGGGAGGGGCUGCGGCCGCCCUGCCUCCUCGUCGGCUCUCGGAGAGGAUCGGGGCCGGGAGUACAGCGCAGCGCAGCGCAGCGCAGCAGGAGCCAAGCAGCGCGCGGAGCGGGCCAUGGGCAAGUCAGCUUCCAAGCAGUUUAAUAACGAGGUCCUGAAGGCCCACAACGAGUACCGGCAGCAGCAUGGGGUCCCCCCGCUGAAGCUCUGCAAGAAGCUCAACCAGGAAGCUCAGCAGUAUUCAGAGGCCCUGGCCAGCACAAGGAUCCUUAAGCACAGCCCGGAGUCCAGUCGUGGCCAGUGCGGGGAGAACCUGGCGUGGGCAUCCUACGAUCAGACAGGAAAGGAAGUGGCUGAUAGAUGGUACAGUGAAAUCAAGAACUACAACUUCCAGCAGCCUGGUUUCACCUCCGGGACAGGACACUUCACAGCCAUGGUGUGGAAGAAUACAAAGAAGAUGGGAGUGGGGAAGGCAUCUGCAAGUGACGGGUCCUCCUUCGUGGUGGCCAGAUACUUCCCAGCGGGGAAUGUUGUCAACCAGGGCUUCUUUGAAGAAAAUGUCCUGCCUCCAAAAAAGUAAUUUGUCCAAUGUAAUGGGAAGGUGGCAGACUUAAGAACGUGGCUAUGAAGUGCCUAGAACAACAAAAACUCAGCCGUGUGUCUGUCCCUGUGGGUGUAUGUGCUUGCGUGUGUGAUGCUGUGAGAGUCUCUUGCUCUCUUGCAGAACACUCAGACCAUUCUGCAUGAGUUCAUGGUUAUCAAAGAAGUGAGCAUAUGAAGCCUUUACCCUGAGGGUUCCCUAGACCACAAUUAUUUGGACAUUGGGGGAAAAAAAUCAAUUUUUAAACUUUAUUUUUUAAGCAAACUUCUUUUGUACCUUUCUUACAAUAUCCAUCCCUGGCCUUUCUGUAUUCCAAAUGUUUGUGAUGCUGAGAAAGUGAAGUUCAUUUUAUGUGACCUUCAUGCAUUGUAAUCUACUUUUGGUAGAUAUUUAAGAAUAUUAAACCAUCAUUUAAAUGUGACACAAAAUACAGUUUUAAACACAUAAACAUAACACAUAAAAAUAAAGCAGCUUCCAUUAGAAACACGAGGUAGGCAGGGGCUCUAUUUCACAGAUUUGUUGCGAUUUCUCAGUUAUAAGACAUGAUGUCAUCUGCAUGCCUCCUGGAAUUCUCUAAUGGGAUUGCCAAAGAACAAAUGGAGAAAAAAGCUUUACUUCCUUGCAUUUUUCUACCUUCUACUACCCCUUGUCCACCACCUGCCUUUUUCCUUAAAACCCUCUGGCAUUUCAGAGUUCAAUCAAUAUGCACCCCUUGGUUUCUAGGGAGCUGGGCUUGGCGUGAAAGUCACCCAUCCCCCACGGGUGGCCCAGGGCCUGUUCUGGGAGAAAGCCCCUCACACUGCCUGGGCUCUUGGCCAAGCAGCCUUGGACGAUGAAGUCAGUGAGUGUGGGGAUAAGGGUGAGCUCACUCAGGGCCCCCAGAGGAAGCCCUCCAGCCUCUGCCCUCCCGCCUCUGCCCUCCCCCACCCUUCUGCACAGGGUGGGAGCCCAGGCCUGGCAGCUGUGGCUGCAGCUGUGCUGUUGCUCCCUCCAGGAAUGUGUGACAGGCCCAAAUGUUCCAGGGAGAUAGCCCAGGCGGGCUUAGAGUUGCUAAUUUACUUCUGUGUUUUGCCUCAAUCUAUGCAGUCCCCUUGAAUAACAGUUUCACAUGGGCCAUGUGGGAGGGACCCACCCAGGUCCCAAGCUGGGUGUCCCUGCAGGUGGUGAGAGCAGGGGCCUAGCAGGCCAGUCUGUGAAAUAUGCUUCCUGAAGGUCUGUUUCACUGUGAACACAGUCUCAUGCUGUGCCCUUCAUUUCAUCCAGAGAUAUUAACUAAGAUGACAAUAAAAUCUUUUUCCUUUGUGUAA